Messenger RNA from Pseudophryne corroboree (corroboree frog), 3798 nucleotides. Its product is annotated as serine protease 23-like. The coding region runs from base 255 to 1307 and encodes 350 amino acids. Gene Ontology annotation, biological process: proteolysis. The transcript has 3 exons. Gene Ontology annotation, molecular function: serine-type endopeptidase activity. The record is from RefSeq and is a predicted model, not a curated record. NCBI's taxonomy places the organism in Eukaryota, Metazoa, Chordata, Amphibia, Anura, Myobatrachidae.
GGCUGUACAAAGGCUUUAUACUCUAUAUUCUGCGUAUGUCGUGCUGGGAGAUGGGUGGAGUAAUGCAAACAAGAGCAGCUUUGUGAGUUGACAAUUCUUUAUUAGCCCACAAAUGUGUUGUUUUGUACAGGGGGAAUGCCUGCGCGGGUUCACUUUCAGAACUCUUUUAGAGAGAAAUUGUGAUUUGCUUCGACAUCCUGAGGAUGAAGGACGAAAGAGACUGAUGCUGCAGUCUGUCAUACAGUGAACUUAAUAUGAUGAUCGUUGGUCACUCGUCCCUUUUAUUUCUGUGCUCAGCUGCUCUCUCCAUCGUUGCUUCUAAUCUUCCAGACCUGGAGAUAGUGACCCAACAAACACUGCCUUUGGCUCCAUCUCAUUAUACUGCUGUUGGUACUCCAGAGCUCAAUACAGUAUGCACAGAGAAUUGUGUCCUCCAUGAAUCCCAGGCAGAAGCAUUUCCUGUCAGCCAUCAACUCGAUUAUGAGACAACAUAUUCCAAUGGUAGCCGAACACUGACAACGGUGACAGUGAUAUUAUCUCAAGAGAGUAUCAGAAAGUCAGAGGAAAGGAAUGUGAAAUCUAUACGGCCUCGGAGACAGAUAUAUGGACCAGACAUCCGCUUUUCCAUCCGCAGUUAUCGCUUUCUAAAAGAUUUCCCUUUUGCUGCUGCUGUCCGUGUGUCCACAGGUUGCACAGGUGUGCUGGUAACUGAACGUCAUGUCUUAACUGCAGCUCACUGUAUCCAUGAUGGCCGUGACUAUGUACAAGGAGCACGUAAGUUGCGUGUCGGUUUUCUGCGACUAGGAGCCCGGCGUUCUUUACGUUGGGUACAUGUCAAAAGUACAAGGGUGCCACGAGGAUGGAUUGGCGCCCCAGCAGGACUUAGUAUGGAUUAUGAUUAUGCUUUGCUGGAACUUCGACGUGCACAAUCACAACCUCACAUGCAUCUGGCAGCAUCCCCACCUCUGGCAAAUCUGGCUGGAAGACGUGUUCACUUCUCAGGCUUUGACAGUGACCGACCUGGGGAGUUGGUUUACAGAUCAUGCAGAGUGCAGCAGCAGACUACACAUUUGCUCUAUCAGCACUGUGAUGCACGCCCUGGUGCUAGUGGCUCAGGGGUUUAUGGGAGAUUGCGGCAUGGUGGCCGUUGGGAAAGGAAAGUGAUUGGGAUAUUCUCAGGACACCAGUGGGUAGAAGUGUCUGGAGAGCCAAAAGAGUAUAAUGUUGCAGUCAGGCUGACCCCUCCGAAAUACGCCCAGAUCUGCUAUUGGAUACGGGGAGCCAAUGCAAGCUGCCAUACUGAAUAAAAACGUCCAUGAUAUGACAGCAUUAAAUAUAACGGUUACAUACAUAGAGACUAUUUUCACAUAGAUAAAAUGCUUCUUGGAAUGUUCUGCAGAUCCUACAGAAGGAGCCAGCUGUUAACUGACGCAGGAUAAUACGUAUAGAGCUCAGCAUGGGGACUGGAACGCAACUGGAGUAAACCUUAAAAAAUGCUGUUUCUAGUCAAAAUACCAGUUAAGAGUUAUCUCCAUGGUUACUGCUGUUUGUCUUUCUGUUGGCAUCUCUGCCCUUAACUCAGGCUGACCUCUUCCAGCUUAUUUGACCCAUUAUAAAAUACUGUACUCACAAACUACAAUUUACCUUUCUAUUACAGUUCCUUGGGUUGAAUUUGUCAGCUUUUAUUUAACAACACAUAUAGUCAACAAAACUUUUUAGGGUGAUUUAGCAUUUUCCCAACUUUUUCAGACUUUAACAUUCACGUGGACUACGAUCGGGAAUAGUAACCUGUGCCAAGCGCAGUGAGGCGCCUUGUCCAAAGCAUGGCGAGUAAAGCGAGCCAUGUGAGCAUGUGAGGGGACGUGUUACAAUAAUUAGGGUUCCCUAUGCUCUGAAGGCAAAAAAGAUACACAAAAACAGUUAUGUUGACCUUUUUGCAUGUCGACCUUUUUACGUCGACCUUUUGUACCUGUCAAUCUUUUCCAUUGUCUACAUUUUCCAUGUCGACACAUCAUGACCCUGUUGACCUUUUAACCUUGUCAACCAUUUCAAUGUUGACCAUUUGGUGUCGACCUAUUGAUUGUAGACUAUUUUACUGUAGACCUAUUGAACCGUAACCCUCCAUAUUACACUGUAAGCAUAGGAAAAGUACGAUCAAAAAGAAAAUACAUUUUAGACAUAUGCACGGCUACUAUCUGUUCCUUGUUUCCAGGGACAGUUCCAGAUUUGAAAGAUUUGUCUGUGAUUUUUUUUGUCUCUAGAAUUAUCCCUGUUUUUCAGGACUGACAAGAAGUACAAUUCCUAAUUGUCUAUAUUUGAAUGCUAUUUCCACUAUCUAGUAUUAUUCACAUGGUUUUACAAGUUAGUUUUUAUUGCACUGGAGAAUUUCAAGUGAAAAUCAUUACAUUAGACCAAGGUUAGUAAAAUAUUUUACUAGAGAUUGUGGUACACGAAUACCUGACUAGACAGUACAUGUCUAAUUUACGUAGUGCAGAAUGCAGAUAUGCUCUGCAACAAAUGUCCCUUAAAUUUAUACACUUAUGUAAGUAAUCCUCUAAAUGCAUGAAGAAAAUAUGUAUGUGACCACUUUGUUGCUUAACAAAUACUUAUAUAAAGGACUCUUUAAAAGAGCCUACAGGCCAGAAAUAGCUAUCGCAAUUUAGUCGGGUUUAACCGCUUUAUGCGUCCAAACCCGACUGCUAUGGGCGUGAUAAAAUAGAUCAAUUGAAUAUCGCCCCGUGAGCUCUCGUUACUUUAGAUGGGAGAUCAGGCACUAUAUAACAAUUAAAUCUCGCCCAUUGUGUCAACGCCCAUUAAGAGUUAGGGUGGGUACACACUGAUGGAUAUAUCUGCACAUCAAUUGAUCUGCAGAUAUAUCUAUGGACGGAUCGGGCAGUGUGCUGUGCAUACACACUGCCCGAUCCGUCGGGGACUGACGUCAUGAACUGGGCAGGCGUGUACACACACCCGCCCAGUUCAGCUGUCAAUCACCACCGGCUCCUGCAGCAUGUGUACGGGUGGUCGGCUGGUCGCCCAUAUACACACAGCGAUGUGCCAAUAUAUUGGUAGAUAUAUUGGCCGUCGGCUGUGCUGCGGGACGACGCGAUAUGUCUGUGAACGACAGAGUUCACAAACAUAUUGCCCGUACACACUGGCCGACGGACCCGCGAUAUAUCUCCCAUUCAAUAGAACGGCCGAUAUAUCGGCCAGUGUGUACGGACCUUUAAUUUACCGGGCGAGCAUAAGGGGCUGUAAUUGAAUACCCCCGGGCGUCAAAGCCUAAGGCUAUAACCUUUUUUUUUUUUACCAAUCCCACCCCUUAGCCAGUUGUCUCAAAAUAUUUUAUUAUUAAAUUGUGUGAAAAAAGAUUUUCUAUUGUUGCAAUUAUUGCCCAUAGCAAAUAGACUAGAUACAUCCCACCACUGGGGUCUAUUCAACACUUCAUUUAAAUAAAAGGUGAAAAUUAAUAUUUUACCAGCCUCUCAGGGAUUUAUGCAGAAAGGAUUUUUAUACUCAAUGCCAUCUAUAAUUUUUAUCUUACUCGUGUUUGAUACAUAUGGGGAAUGUGGUCAAACCUUCAAAAUCAGCCGUUUUUAAACAUCAUCCAAUCCUAAUGGAGAUAAACUCCUAAUCAUGGCUGGAAAUGAUUGAGUAUAAAUUUGGACAUGUUAUUGGCCUGAGUGUGCAGAAAUCUUCAGCUUGCAGUAGCUGGCCCCAGAGAAGAUAUAAAUAUUUUAAGGCCCGUACACACUGGCCGUCUAUUGAACGGCCGAUAUUUCGCGGGUCCAUCGGCCAGUG